AUGCCUCACAUCACCGAGUUUCAAGAAAGAGUCUACCUCCAUCUUCUGCUCAUCCCACCAGGCCAAGUCACCACGUACGCGGCGCUCGCACAGGCCCUGGGCUCGUCUCCUCGCGCAGUCGGCGGCGCUCUGCGCUGUAACCCGUUCGCCCCGACAGUACCGUGCCACCGCGUCAUCGCUAGCGAUGGGUCCUUGGGUGGCUUUUUGGGUGAGUGGCGGAAGACAACGACAACAACACCGACACCGACACCGACACCGACAACGACGACAACCGCAGCAGCAACAGCAACAGCCGCAGCGACAACCAAGCCAACACCGCCGCCGCCAAUGUUGGGGCUGACCCAGAGCAUGAAGUUGGAAUUACUCGAGAACGAAGGCGUCGAGUUUGUACAAGACCACACCGGCAAAGUCAAGCUGAAGAUGCUUGUGUCGUCGUCGUCGUCGUCACCAAAGAAAUCGCUAUCGGCUGGAAGCAGAGCCCAGAUCACAGCGCGACGACAACAUCCGCCUCCGCGACCAGAUAGGUCAGGAACCCAACUAAACAGCAAAACUCGACCGAAAUUCAAAUCCACAACCAUCACCACCACCACCACUGAGAAGAGCAACGGUGGUAGCAGCAAAUGGGAUUGCAGCAGGUACAUGUAUCCGUAUUUCGACGGCAAUCAUGGCCACAACGGCAAGGAUCACACCCCCGCGGACAACCAAGAUCAUGAGGACAUGGAACCCAAGCAGAUCUGGUUCACUGGCCCUUGGGACACCACACAUGCCCGAGAGGGCCUGAGGGAGAUCAUGGUAUCCGCUUCACAAACUUGA
Capronia epimyces CBS 606.96 is the source of this 813-nucleotide messenger RNA. RefSeq lists its product as uncharacterized. The record is from RefSeq and is a predicted model, not a curated record. Lineage: Eukaryota; Fungi; Ascomycota; Eurotiomycetes; Chaetothyriales; Herpotrichiellaceae. Bases 1 to 813 code for a protein of 270 amino acids. Gene Ontology annotation, biological process: DNA repair. The transcript is spliced from 2 exons. Gene Ontology annotation, molecular function: methylated-DNA-[protein]-cysteine S-methyltransferase activity.